Linum trigynum is the source of this 3899-nucleotide messenger RNA. NCBI's taxonomy places the organism in Eukaryota, Viridiplantae, Streptophyta, Magnoliopsida, Malpighiales, Linaceae. The record is from the annotation of a GenBank genome assembly.
GUAGCACGCAUGAUAUUUUCAUUGAUUGUUAUUCUCUAACGGCUAGUGCGUUUAUGGCCCUGCACGUCUUGAACCCAAAAGUUAUCAAAUGUGAAAAAAUACUUUAAAGAGCUAUUAAACGCACAUUGAAACAAUAUCAUCAUUUUGGUAUUAAAAUAGCUAAAAAUGUGUGAAAAGUAUGUAAAUCAUGAAAAUAAUAAAGUAUCAAAAUAGUAUAAUUUAUCAUGGUUGUCAAAUACUGGUAUGCGAGCUGACACAAUCAGGUUAACCGAUAUUGAAUAAAAAUUGGCCGGAAGACCAUCAAUAUAAAGUGGUAGUCAAAACUCAAAAUUGUUACAAAACGACAAAAGUAGUCCACAAUCAGGAAUUUAGUAGUCAAAACGAAAUGAUAAAGUUUCGAUCACUAAAUAAAUGACGUCAUUUUGAUGUAAUUAUUAGCGCAAAAAAAAGGAGGAAUUUGUUGGAUUCAAGUAUGAACAUUUAAAUGUUGAUCUUGUUCGUCGGAUUUAAUUAUAAAAGUUUGGAUGUUGAAAUUAGAUACGAUUUUUAAAUAUAUGAUGAUUUGUCAUUUUGUUUGUAAAAUAUGAUAUUCAAUUUAAAUAUGAAGGUAGGUUAUAAGGGAAUUGCCGGUAUCGUUUAAUAAAGGUUUGACAAUCUUAUAAUUUAGUUAUGGUGUUCCUACCCCAGUUAGAAUACCAGAUUUGGGUCCAACCAGCCCGACCGGACGGUCCACCCACAAGUUACAAUCCUGAUCUUUAUACCUAGAGUCAAACACGAGGCAAAUUCGCAGAAAGAAACAAAAACAGGUUGGGCUCGAUAAGAAAAGCUCAUCUAUUCCCUUCGCCAGUGGCAGCGCGCGCCACCGUACUGGAACUUAGGUGAACUAUUUCCCUUAUCGAUAUCAUCAUCCGUCACAAUUUCCCCUCUCCCUUCCCCUCUCCUCUCCUCGCUCGCGCGAAACCAAGUAAGUUCGCAACUAUUCUCCCUUCCCUUCUCUGGCUUGUCCCGUUUCUCCGUUUUCUUAUCUCUUUGCCAUACAGUCAAUCAAUUCGACUUUCCUUUCGCUGUACUUCCAUUCCUGUAGGUGAACUUAUGGUGGGUUUAGGGUUUUUCAGUUUUUUAUUUUUUUGUAGUCUCACUUUUCUCAAAAGAGUUGCUUGAAUAAUUCUGGGUAUUGUUUAUUCCGCUUCAUCCAUUCGGCGUAGGCAUCAAUGGGUUCUGCAGCGCGUGAAUGGGUCGGUUUCAAGCAGUUUCCGACUGCUACACAGGAAAAGCUCGUUGAUUUGUUUGGAAAAUUGAAGGAACAGGGUGUAAAUACUUUGACCAUUCUUGUAAUGGGCAAAGGUGGGGUUGGAAAAUCUUCCACUGUCAACUCCCUUAUCGGGGAGCGUGUGAUGAAUGUGAAUUCCUUCCAAGCUGAGAUUGUAAGACCGGUGAUGGUAUCACGUUUACGUUCUGGAUUCACUAUUAACAUCAUAGACACCCCAGGGCUUGUGGAAGGUGGCUAUGUGAACUAUCCAGCCCUAGAGUUGAUUAAGCGGUUUCUUUUGAACAAGACAAUCGAUGUUCUACUCUAUGUUGAUCGCUUGGACUCAUACAGAGUUGAUGACUUGGAUAGGCAGAUAGUUAGUGCAAUUGCAGAUGGUUUUGGGAAAGAAAUAUGGCGUAAAAGCUUGCUUGUUCUGACUCACGCCCAACUCUGCCCUCCAGAUGACAUCAGCUACGAGGUCUUUACCUCCAGAAGGUCUGAGGCUGUCUUAAAAACAAUUCGUACAGGAGCCUGUAUUAAGAAACGAGAAUCUGAGGACUACCCUAUCCCAGUUGGUUUAGUUGAGAACAGUGGGAGAUGCAAUAAGAACGAGAGUGAUGAAAAGGUUCUUCCAAAUGGGGUUGCUUGGAUUCCGUCUCUGGUUGAAGAGAUAAUUAGCAUCGCAACAAAUGGCAGUAAAGCUAUCGUGGUUGACCAGAAGUUGAUUGAUGGUUCGGGUUCUAAUGACAGGGGAAAGCUCCUCAUCCCUGCUGUGAUCGGGGUUCAGUGGUUCAUUGUAGAACUGAUUAAACGAGCGAUUAGAGCUGACAUUGCCAAAGGGGGGCGCUCUUUGUGAGUAGUCCAGCAUUAUGUUGUGCGCAAACUGCCUAUUCUGAAUGCAAUGGUUCCUGCCCUUGUGAGUUUUUGCUUUGUUCCCCAUGUCUUCUGAGAGACUUCCCAAAUUUUCUGAGGAUUUGCUGUUAUGAGAGUUUUGAGGUCAGCUACACUAAAAACUGUACCCAGAUUGCUGGUGGAUCUAUCUUAACAUUGUUGGGUGUGUGGUUAGUUAUCUUGAGUAAAAGCUAGUUAGCCCGACGUUCGAUGUCAUUCAGCAGGAAGAAAUGGGCUUUCUCCCCGUCCGUUGUGUCGUGUUAGUAUAUUCUCUGGUUGCUGAUUUUUGAGUUGCUUUGCUAUUCUAAUGGAAAUGCGGUCUUGGUCUUAGUGGUGCAACUGCAACUGCAACUUCAUCAUACACAUAAUUACAUAUUUGACAGCUCAAUGAUUAACAUGGGGGAUGAAUGCGGUAUAUAGCAUGCUGCAGAAAAAGGCAGGUGUAGAUGCCAGCCCGUCCUGCCUGCGCAUGGGUUGAGAAUGUGGACCCUUCCUUCCUGGUUGCACUUUGAUGCUGGCUUGGCUGGCUCUCAUGAUUAUGUAAAAUCACUCUGAUGAUACGAACUCUGCAAAUAUUUGUGCUUUCAUUCUCUCUUUGUGCGAAGAUUGCGGGGAGGAAAAGGGAAAGGUGAAGUGGAGAAAGGAGGAUGAAGAAGGUAGUGGUGGCUGCGGGGGACCAUUAAGCUGCGGUGCAAACUUUGUAUCUAUGGUGUGUGUUAAUGCAAUCAUUAACCUCACCAUUCUUCCACUUUAGGCCACAAAAAGCAUCAUUAAGAGCGCCAUAAUCAAUAGGGAUAUUGUAGCCGACAGUCUCAUUUGUCGCGUUGGCUUGGGAGGAAGGCCGAAAGAGUUCUACAGUUUUUUUUCUUUUUUUUCCUUUCUGUCCGAAAUCUACAUAAACAAAUCUAUAUUGUGCUGUUGAAAUCACAUGACUUGAAUAUGUGCUUUGCAGUUUAACAAUCUUUCUCACGAAGGCAGCAUAUGUUUGCUAAGCUCCAUCCUCGUCGUUUCAAGUUACCUCGAUUCAGAAUUCUGUUGGGGGAUGGAAUUCUAACGGGUCAUUUGGAUGCAUCAUUUAGGUUCUGUGGUAUUUCGUAUCAAAAUGCUGCAUUAUUUUGCUAUGUGACGUUUCAUAGUUUGGAAUGUGGUAAUUGGUCUAAUUGUUUUGUUUGAAUAAAACAUUCAAAUAUCGUGGUAUUUCACCACUUAAAGAAGGGAAGAAGUGAAAAAGAAGUUGAGAGAUGAGUUAUUUGAAAUAACUAGGGGGUGGGUAUGUAUUUCAAAUAACUCACAAUGAGUUAUUUCAAUUGCCUCGUGGACAAAAUACCACAUUUCAUUCCAUUUUUUGCCAAACAAGUUAGUUCGGCUAAAAUGAAUUGAGUUAUUUUAGCCGAAAUAGCUCAUCAAAAUACUGCAUUCAAACGACCUGUUAUAGUCGUCGUUUGGAUGACUAAAAUUUUUCAGUUGACCUCGUAACGAGUUGUAUUUUAUUAUUUUAGCCGAAAUAGCUCAUCAAAAUACUGCAUUCAAACGACCUGUUAUAGUCGUCGUUUGGAUGACUAAAAUUUUUUAGUUGAUCUUGUAACGAGUUGAAUUUUAUUAUUUACAUUUUGGUAUGUAUUGAUUUUAAGUAUGGAGUUUAAACUAAAUGCUAAUAGAAAAGUGUCAGGCUUAAGAAAACCGAUGAAUGCUAACAUGGCUGCUUGGAAAUACGAAAAUUUUAACCCGCAUAUGAAUUUAAUGAAGAUAAGUUUUAUAA